Messenger RNA from Rhipicephalus microplus (southern cattle tick), 946 nucleotides. RefSeq names its product ras-related protein Rab-7a. Gene Ontology annotation, molecular function: GTPase activity; GTP binding. The record is from RefSeq and is a predicted model, not a curated record. NCBI's taxonomy places the organism in Eukaryota, Metazoa, Arthropoda, Arachnida, Ixodida, Ixodidae.
ACCCUUGGUGCGGCAUUCACAUUGAAAAUGAGGGGGAAACACAAUAUUGCAAUAUGGGAUACAGCGGGGCAAGAACGCUAUCUUGGCCUGAGCAUUUUCUACUGCAGAAAUGCGGACGUCGCAAUCAUGGCCUAUGACGUCACAAGUCGAGAAAGCUUCAAGGCAUUAAUGACAAGGUACGUCCAGUUACUCAGCAUGGUGGACGACUUCGCAUUGAAGGUGGUUGUUGGGACCAAGAUUGACCUGCUAGGCACAAAAAAACGACAGGUUUCUGUUGCCGAAGCGGAAGUAUUCGCAAAGAGCUUAAAUCCUGGCUGGACGGCAGAGAAGGCUCCCUACUUCGAGACGUCGAGUGCAACGGGCGAAAACAUUGACCAGGUCUUCGACUACAUCUUCGAGUACUGCACUCGUGAGCACGGUCUGCUGUCUUGCUGCCUUAACAACGUACAUGAAAAAGACCUGAAGACCGUCACUCUCACACCAAGAACUCUACAGUUGGGCAAGACCGUAGCAAAUUGUUGCCUUUGACGAUAAUGUGUUAAGUGCAAGUGUCCUCUCACUCGAGGUCACUGACUUGCUAAAAUGCAUUUAUGUAAAUAUUCACCUUGCCUGACUCCAGGAGACAAUCGCCGUGCUACGCAGAUGUACUCGAGUACUACAUAACUGCGGACGUUUCAUCUCGAACUGGUACUUUUCGCUGUCUCGACUCUGCACAAAUUGCUGUGAUAUAUUGCAAUGAACUCUUACUCGGACUCUCCUGGUCUCCGAAUGACCAGGCUAUCUUCAUUGUACACACAUCAUAUGUGCACAUGUAACAUAUUUGGUGCAGGCACCACCAUGUCUGUGCAUUUUUAAUCUGUAUAUACGCUAGAUUUCUUAUACACGACGAAACUGUGACAACUGAGAAUGCAUGAGGCAAUAAAAUAAAUGUGGCAUGUGUAAGCUG